AUGGCCGUGCUCUGCGGGUGUGGUACUCUUGUCUUGAAGACAUUGUUGCUGCCUGCGAGCACUGCGUCUUCUUUGUUCCCUCGGUUGAACGUGAUUUGGCCCGUGGUGCGCGACCGCCCUCCCGGCGAGCGCCCGCAGGGGGCGGGGGCACCUGGCGCCAGAUGCGCCGGCGGGAGGACGGUCUCUAGUUCGCGCGUUUGCCGCUCUCCCAGGGCGGCGCGGCGCCGCGUGGAGUUGCGGCACGUGCAGUCAGCUGGCGCGGAGGAGCAACCCCGCGGCCGCAAGUGUCGCCUGGUGGUGCGUCUUUUGCGCAGUGCCAUGCGCAUCCUGCUGCUGAAGCUGCCGCGGCCGUGGAUCGUGGACGAGAAGAAAGACGACGGCUACACGGCGCUGCAUCUGGCAGCGCUCAACAACCACGUGGAGGUGGCGGAGCUGCUGGUGCACCAGGGGCGCGCCAACAUGGACCUGCAGAACGUGAACCUGCAGACGGCGCUGCACCUGGCGGUGGAGCGCCAGCACACGCAGAUCGUGCGGCUGCUGGUGCGCGAGGGCUCCAACCUCAACAUCCCGGACAAGGACGGCGACACGCCCCUCCACGAGGCCCUGCGCCACCACACGCUGUCGCAGCUGCGCCAGCUGCAGGACGUGCAGGACGUCGGCAAGAUCGAGGAGUGCGUGGUGUGCUCGGACAAGAAGGCGUCGGUGCUGUUCAAGCCGUGCGGCCACAUGUGCGCGUGCGAGGGCUGCGCGGCGCUCAUGAAGAAGUGCGUGCAGUGCCGCGCGCAGAUCGACCACGUGCUGCCCUUCAUCGUGUGCUGCGGCGGCGGAGGCGUCGGCGCAGACAAUGUGCCCUGUCUGUCUGGAUCGAUUGAAGAAUAUGAUUUUCCUGUGUGGUCACGGCACAUGCCAAAUGUGUGGUGAUAGAAUGUCUGAAUGUCCUAUUUGUCGCAAGGCUGUUGAGAAGCGUAUACUUCUUUAUUAACUUUUUUUUCCUUCUUUCUUCUAAUCUCAAAAAAUAUCCUUUGUAAUUCAGUUGGAUAUUUUACUCUAUUAUUUGCCUUGAGGGACAUGUGUUGCUCAAGUUGCUGUAUUGAAAUAUUGCAUUAUUCAUGCUGUGAUCUGUUUUCAAAAGCAUGUAUUAUAUUGUUUACCUCAUUCGUAGAAGAGGUGUUAACUGUGUGAAAAUGUUUUUAUCCUACUGUGUAACAGAAGGCCUACAAUCAAGUAGAUACUGAAUGUUUUAUAAGGCCAAUAAAUGAAGCACAAUGAAAAAUGUGUUAAAAGCAGGAAUUCCUAAAAAGACUGUUGCGUUGCAAUGAGUGUUGACAAAACAUAUUUGUUAAAUCAAUUUCUAAGUUAAAGCUUAUUUUAUAAAUAUAUAUUACAGUGUAGAAAUAUAUUUACACAUGCUCGUAAAGUCAUUUACAUACUUUAUGCAUAUAUUUAAAACUAUAUAAAGCUAUGAAGUACAUUUUAAUUCUUGUAAAUGAGAUCAUCAGUAUGUAGAAACAUAUCUUUUUUAUCAUAAUAAAUAAUACCCAGCAUUGAAUUUCUUUCAAGAUUCAAAAUUUAAUUUUAUAUUUGAAUAUUGAUAUUCAGUUUAUAGUUUAAGUAUGUUGUAGAAUUACUUCUCUUUUUCUAGAAUUUUUUUCUCUCAUUAUUUAAUGUGAAAACUCAUCUGAUAUAUUAUUGCAAAUAAAAGUAACAACCAAAUUUAUUUAGAGUAAUAUUAUACAUUCUAAAUAGUGGAAUAUUUGUUAGUAUGAGUAUAACUUACUUGUACAAUAAUUAUACAAAAUGAAAUUAAUUCAAAAUAAGUGCUUUUUACAUUAAAGAUAUUGUUGCAAAUUAUGUGUUUGUGUAUUUUAUUUACUUCCCAAAAUAUAUUUCCCUUUUACCCUGCUUUACUUUUAGUAAUGGGGAUAGAUACCUAAUAUUCUUUUGGGAUUGUUUUUAUGCUUGUUGAACUACUUCAUGACUUUUCUUACUCGAAAAAUAUUUGCUGAUAUUGUAUUUAAAAGCUAGACUAUAAUUAUUGAUUGAAAAUUUAUAUAUAAUAGCAUUACAUUCAUAAGAAAUCAAUUAGUGUGUUUUUGUGAAAUAAAUCAAAUGUAAACUCUUCUGAGGAUAUUUA
Gryllus bimaculatus (two-spotted cricket) is the source of this 2134-nucleotide messenger RNA. NCBI's taxonomy places the organism in Eukaryota, Metazoa, Arthropoda, Insecta, Orthoptera, Gryllidae. The record is from the annotation of a GenBank genome assembly.